AUGUCGUCAAUGUUGGCCUUCCUCCUGCUUCCCACAGCCAUGGCUGCGGGUGCCGGUGACUACGGAAACUACAUCGCGAAGUACGGAGACUUCCACAAGUACAUCAACGAGUAUGCGGGCAAUUAUGCCGGCAGCUAUGCAGGCAACUAUGCCAGCGACUAUGUGCCUUCUCAGGGCCAGGCUUCCCAGAAAGCCUCUGCGGUGAGCCUUGCCGCCUCCCCGAGUGGGGGUUACCAGGACUCCCACGCCGCUGCCCCAGCACCGGCUCCCGAAGCUGCCAGUAGCCAAGGCCAGGGCUCCAGUCAGGGUGGCAUGGGAGACUACCAGAAGUACAUGCAUGAUUACCAGAAGUACAUGCAGGGUCAGGGAGGUGACUACCAGAAGUACAUGUCCGGCUUCCAGCAGUACAUGCAGGGACAGGGCAACGGCGACUACAACAAGUUCAUGUCUCAGUAUGCCUCAGACUUCCAGAAGUACAUGCAAG
This is a messenger RNA of Symbiodinium pilosum, 484 nucleotides long. The record is from the annotation of a GenBank genome assembly. NCBI's taxonomy places the organism in Eukaryota, Dinophyceae, Suessiales, Symbiodiniaceae.